GUUCUUACCGAUAAAUUAAUAUUCUGUUCUAAUCACAGAAUUGGACGGUGUCGCCGACAUAAGAAUAUUCUGCAUUUGCGGCCACAUGAAAGGAGAGAGUCGAACACUUUCAUAUGUUUAAUACGUCAAACUUUUGACACGGUUUGUUGACAUUAGCAACCACCGUAGGAGCGUUCAGACUCGUUUGUGUUGGCUGUUAUAUAUUCAUGUGCUACAAUUCACGGAAAUUCGAGUAACUAGAGUAAAAAAAAUGGACUCGCAGACGUUGUACUUUUCGUUGGAACUUGUUGCCGGAAGCGGCCACAUUUUGAACAUUGAGCAGAGAACUGCUCUGCAGACUUCACUCAUGAUUCUGAGGAAAAACUACAAAUUCGGACGUGUCUUGUUUUGGGGAAAAAUACUGGGAUUAAAGGAGGAUUAUUUUAUUGCCCAAGGAAGAGGAGAGGACGAGCUGAAGGAUAAAAAGAACCUGUACAGCUUCAACUGCAUGGAUUGGUUCCUUCUGCCCCCUGCCACCAACUGCUUGAUCAACGAAGUGUCCAAAGCUGCCAGAGGUCGCUUCAUUGGAGACCCCUCACAUGUGUAUGAGCGUGUCCUCCGCAUUCAUUUAGAGGAUGAUGAAGAGCACGAGGAAGUGGUCAAAGUUAGUGAGGAGAACAGGCUGGCGGUGACAAUUCACUGGAUCGAUGAGGAAGCCUCUGUGGUACCACGUGGCGCAUUCAUCAAGAACCCGCAUGGCAUUGUCCAGAUGAACCGCAGUUUUUGUGGUCUGUCGGACUCGGAGGCUCGGAAGCUUGACAGUUUCCUUCACUUCAGGGAACCAAGGAAUCAGAAGGAAUCCAUCCUGGGGAUGUGUGAACUGAACCAAACCAUUGACUUUCUGGAUGUCUUGAGCGAUGACAUUCCUAAAGGAUCAUGGAGUCUGCAGUUUGAAUGUGCCAGAAAAGUCUGCGUGCUCCGCAGUCUGUUGUGGCUCGGCCUGACCUUCUACCAUGUACCAGUGACACCACAUAACGGAUACAUCUACAUCGGCAACGGGUACAGGAAUUUGGACCUUAAUUUCAUGCUGUAAAGAGACAUCUUGAAACUUUGUUGACAUUUUAUCUUCGUAAGUCAUAUGAGUUAAAGUCAUGCAGUUUAUGUUUAUAAUAGAGUUGCACGAUAAGUCUGACUGUGACAUGGUUGUGAUAGGAUAAAAAAUAAAGAACCUUUCACCAAAUUA
Molecule: messenger RNA, 1222 nt
Organism: Solea senegalensis (Senegalese sole)
Lineage: Eukaryota; Metazoa; Chordata; Actinopteri; Pleuronectiformes; Soleidae
Gene: rsph9
Product: radial spoke head component 9
Exons: 5
Coding region: 251-1072 (273 amino acids)
Biological process (GO): cilium movement involved in cell motility; axoneme assembly; motile cilium assembly
Cellular component (GO): radial spoke; axoneme
Source: RefSeq, a predicted model, not a curated record